GGGCUCGGCGGCGGCGGCCACCCCGGCUCCCCGCGGGUCCCCCGGCCCCGCCGCGCCCCGCCCGGAGCCGGGAGGAUGCCCGAGACCGCGCGGGACCCGCCCGGCGCGCCGCCGCCCGCCAAGGACUCCUUCUACAUCAAGAACCUGCUCAACGGGGACCCCCCGAGGGCGCCGCCGCGGCCGCCGCGGCCGCCGUUCGCCCCCUCGGGCGCGGGCAAAGCGGCGGGGGACGCGUUCGCCCUCUCGCAGGUGGGCGACAUCGCCUUCCCCCGCUUCGAGAUCCCCGCGCCGCGCUUCGCGCUCAGCGCCCACUGCCUGGAGCGCGCCCAGACCUGGUGGUACCCGUACGCCCUGGCGCCCGCCGGAGCCCACCUGCCCCGCACCGAAGCCGCGGAGAAGGCGCUGCUGCGGGACGCGUCGCCGGGGUCGGGCACGGAGCGCGACUCUCCGGAGCCGCUGCUGAAGGCGGAGGGGGAGCCGAAGGAGCUGGACUCCAAGAGCCCCGACGAGAUCGUGCUGGAGGAGAGCGACUCGGAGGAGGCCAAGAAGGACGGGGGAGGCGCGGAGGACUGGAAGAAGCGCGAGGAGAGCCCCGAGAAGAAGCCGUGCCGCAAGAAGAAGACGCGCACGGUGUUCAGCCGCAGCCAGGUGUUCCAGCUCGAGUCCACCUUCGACAUGAAGCGCUACCUGAGCAGCUCGGAGCGCGCCGGGCUGGCCGCCUCGCUGCACCUCACAGAGACACAGGUGAAGAUCUGGUUCCAGAACCGCCGGAACAAGUGGAAGCGGCAGCUGGCGGCCGAGCUGGAGGCGGCCAACCUGAGCCACGCGGCCGCGCAGCGCAUCGUGCGCGUCCCCAUCCUCUACCACGAGAACUCGGGCGCAGAGGGCGGCGCGGGCGGCGGCGGCGGCGCCCCCGGAGCGCAGCCGCUCCUCACCUUCCCGCACCCCGUCUACUACUCCCACCCCGUGGUCACCUCCGUCCCGCUCCUGCGGCCCGUCUGAGCCCUCCCGGGGUACCGGGGGAGCCGCGGGAAGAGGGGAAACGGGAACGAAACCGGCGGGAGGGCAAGGAAAGCGCCGACACCGAGAGCGGGGCCGCGUCCAGAGCCCCGCGGCUGCCCCGGCCUCGGUGCCCGGGGACGAAACCGCCGGGGGCUCCGUGGCGUUAGUUUUAUUUUUGUAAUAAAAAGAAACAAAAGAAAAAAAGG
Messenger RNA from Cuculus canorus (common cuckoo), 1208 nucleotides. RefSeq names its product H6 family homeobox 3 (gene HMX3). Bases 76 to 1002 code for a protein of 308 amino acids. The transcript is spliced from 2 exons. NCBI's taxonomy places the organism in Eukaryota, Metazoa, Chordata, Aves, Cuculiformes, Cuculidae. Gene Ontology annotation, molecular function: RNA polymerase II transcription regulatory region sequence-specific DNA binding; DNA-binding transcription factor activity, RNA polymerase II-specific. Gene Ontology annotation, cellular component: nucleus. The record is from RefSeq and is a predicted model, not a curated record. Gene Ontology annotation, biological process: regulation of transcription by RNA polymerase II.